CCAGGCACUCUGAAAAGUUAAUGGAUAAAAGGCGCACGGCAUGGUGGUGGGCGAAACCAACAGCACCGGUGUCGCGCAAAGCUACGGAGACACCAUGAAGACCCUGAUGGCAGAGGAGCGCGCAAGAGAGACAGUUGCAAGUUUGGAAACCUCCAACGGCAUGAUGUUCUCCGAAGCCUUUGUCCCUCGGCUAUUCAAAAUCGCGCAUGAGUCUGGAGAGGUGGCGGUGGCCGCCGGUUUCGGGUCUAUAGACAUGAAGCCUUCCAGCUUCCCGGUACUUUUGGAGAUGAUGGAGAUGACAAACGGCACGCGUUGCGCAGAGCAUAUCCUAAGCUAUGGAGAAGUGGAGAAAAUACUGAUCGGCGGUGUACUGACUAUGCUCACUCUCAUCACCAUCUGUGGGAACCUGUUGGUGGUCAUCUCCGUGUGCUUCGUGAAAAAACUACGACAGCCCUCCAACUAUCUCAUCGUGUCCCUCGCGCUCGCGGACCUGUCCAUUGCGCUCGCGGUGAUGCCGUUCGUCAGCAUCACCGACCUGAUCGGUGGCAGGUGGAUUUUUGGCAAGUUCUUCUGUAACGUUUUCAUUGCCAUGGACGUCAUGUGUUGUACAGCGUCCAUCAUGACCCUUUGCGUUAUUAGUAUUGACCGGUACCUGGGCAUCACCAGACCCUUAACAUACCCAGUAAGGCAAAAUGGGUGGUGUAUGGCCAAAAUGGUGCUCUCUGUGUGGUUGCUGUCUGCCUCAAUCACCCUGCCUCCGCUCUUUGGAUGGGCGCAAAAUGUGAAUGAUGACCGUGUUUGUCUGAUUAGCCAGGACUUUGGCUACACCAUUUACUCUACAGCUGUUGCUUUCUACAUCCCCAUGACCGUCAUGCUAGUCAUGUACUACCGCAUCUACCGUGCCGCCAAGCUCAGCGCCGCCAAACACACCAUCACUGGCUUUCCUCGUGCCAUAGAGGAGGAGGCAGUGGAAGGUGGUGAUGGGACGGAAGAACCCGUGGGUGUGGAUUGCGUAACCGUUGCAAUCAAGCUUCAGAGGGAGGUGGAAGAGUGCACGCGGCUACCGCACCUCCUGCGAGGUGUGAGCAGGAGGAGCUCAGAUCGGAGGAGCAUCUCCAUAUUCAAACGGGAACAGAAGGCGGCGGCCACCCUUGGAGUGGUGGUAGGAGCGUUUACUGUCUGCUGGCUACCGUUUUUUCUUCUUUCCACAGCCCGGCCCUUCAUAUGUGGGACAGAGUGUAGUUGUGUGCCCUUGUGGGUGGAGAGAACUCUGCUUUGGUUGGGUUAUGCCAAUUCACUCAUCAAUCCCUUCAUCUACGCUUUCUUUAACCGGGACCUGCGCACCACCUACCGAAGCCUGCUUAGCUGCCGUUACCGCAAUAUAAACCGCAGGCUGUCAGCCGCCGGCAUGCAUGAGGCCUUACGGCUGGUGGAAAGACCGGAGAUGGUUGUGAUGAGAGUUUGAAGGUUUGGAUUUGCUAAAGGAGGACUCGAGAGCUCAUGAUCCUAACUGGUCAGGUUAAAGAUUGUGUGGAAGGUGUUGCUGCAAGCACUGUAUGUGUGGUAUCUGAAAAGUGUGCAGAAUGAAUAACAGAGGUCAUAUUAAAUAGAGAUGUGCAUUAUGGUCACUUUAUGGACACACCAUCUGUUGGUCACUCAGUGCAGCAAGACACAUCAUUCAUGGGAUUUUACUCAGAUUUAAGAGAGCUUUGCAUUCAAGAUACGCAGAUCAAUACACUGUUAUGGAGAAAUCUCUUUAGGACAAGAAGCUUAAGCAAAGACUUACAACUGAAGUGUUGAGAGCCUACUAUUUCUACUAUUAGAACUAUUUCAACUUAGUUUCAACUUUUAAAGUAUUUGUUGAGCCGCAAGAAACUCGUUUGUCAACUGUCAGCACCUGCUAACUCAGUAAGUGUAAUCCAUCUGUGUCUUUGUCCUCAGACUCUUUCCCAAUGACAACUAAGGACAAAUCCUUUCAGCUUUCCGCAAUCUGCACACGCUCACCCCCUACCAAAUGCGUCUGUGACCACUGAUUGUUUUAUGCUUUGAUGCACAGCGCAUUAAAGCACAGAUCUCAUGUCAGCUAAGCUUCUUUCUGCUUCUGUGGUUAAGCCUGAGGGGACAGGUGGUAAUCUGAUCCCCGAUCAGUAAUUAAAGCUAAACCAAUGGGAUUCUAAAAAUAUGGACUCUGGUGUGGGCAGCUAUUUAUUGUUUUAUUCUGCAAGGAUUGUACGUGAAAGCUUGUCAUCACAGUUUGUUUUAAAAAAUGUGUCACGUUGGCAACAGAAGAUAUGGGAAAUACUCUGAUCAGAAAAAAAAGAUUAUGUUCAGAUUCCUUCUUAUUAUGUUGUCUCAUAAAUGACCUGUGUAUAAAAAUAUCAGCAAAUUUGUAAAAACAACAUGUACAUGAAGCAAGCUUAUGUGUAGCUGUGUAAAUAUUUCAAAAGAGGAUGCGCCGUAAUGUACAGUACAGACCAUCUCUAAUGUCUUUUCAUUGUUGAAUUUGUUUUAAUGUUAUUUGUUGUACACAUUUCCCAUGCAAAUUGGAAUAAAGAAAUGAUUUAA
Molecule: messenger RNA, 2565 nt
Organism: Triplophysa rosa
Lineage: Eukaryota; Metazoa; Chordata; Actinopteri; Cypriniformes; Nemacheilidae
Gene: htr7a
Product: 5-hydroxytryptamine (serotonin) receptor 7a
Exons: 2
Coding region: 41-1465 (474 amino acids)
Biological process (GO): chemical synaptic transmission; vasoconstriction; smooth muscle contraction
Cellular component (GO): dendrite; membrane
Molecular function (GO): G protein-coupled serotonin receptor activity; neurotransmitter receptor activity
Source: RefSeq, a predicted model, not a curated record